This is a messenger RNA of Neoarius graeffei (lesser salmon catfish), 2022 nucleotides long. It is a transcript of the gene prune1, whose product is annotated as prune exopolyphosphatase. Bases 143 to 1468 code for a protein of 441 amino acids. The transcript is spliced from 8 exons. The record is from RefSeq and is a predicted model, not a curated record. Lineage: Eukaryota; Metazoa; Chordata; Actinopteri; Siluriformes; Ariidae. Gene Ontology annotation, molecular function: exopolyphosphatase activity. Gene Ontology annotation, cellular component: cytoplasm.
GUUUGCCAAACCAAAGCAGUGAAUCGGCACAAUAUAUCGCAGUGGGUUAGUAAACUCUACAAAUACAGUUUAUCCGGAGAGGAUAGUUUUAUAACAAUCAAAGACGUUUCGGUACUCGACUGUCCUGAGGCUGUGUGUGAAAAUGGAGGCGUAUUUAAAGAGCUGUCAGGACGUGUUUAAGGGUCACAUGAACAGCUCUGAGCAGCUCCAUAUUGUGCUGGGGAAUGAGGCAUGUGAUAUCGACUCCAUGGUAUCAGCCCUCACGUUUGCCUAUUUUCUGUCAAAGACCUUUGACUCCGGGAAAGCAGUAGUGCCUGUGCUGAACAUCCCACGAGCAGAAUUUCCCUUGCGCUCUGACAAUACUUUCCUGCUGAGAGAGAGCGGCCUGUCCCAAGACUACCUGCUUUUUAGGGAUGAGGUGGAUUUGCACAGUCUGCAAAAUCUGGCCAUCACGUUAGUGGACCACAACGUUCUGCCCGAGGCUGACAGGUCACUGGAAAAUGCUGUGGUGGAAGUCAUUGAUCAUCACCGUUUAGAAAGAACCCUGUCUCCCUCCUGUCCUGUCACCAUAGAGACCGUGGGCUCCUGUGCCACCCUGGUUACAGAACGCAUUGUCCAGAAGGCACCGGAGCUGCUGGACCAACAGGUGGCACAGCUCCUAUAUGGCACAAUCAUCACUGACUGCGUUAAUAUGGCACCUGAGGCUGGAAAAGUCACACCCAAAGACAGUCAGUAUGUCAUCCUUCUAGAGAGCCGCUUCCCGAAACUCCCUCCUCGGAGCAUCCUCUUUCAGUCUCUACAGAAUGCUAAGUUUGAUGUGUCAGGACUUACCACAGAACAAAUGUUGUUAAAAGACAUGAAGAUUGCAUCAGGAGGAGAGCUGAGACUGGCUGUCAGUGUUAUCUACAUGACACUUGAGGCAUUCCUACAACGAGAGUGCCUACAACAGGAGCUUUGUGAAUUCUGCCAUAAGUAUAAUUACAAUCUGGUUGUGGCCAUGACCAUCUCUUUCAUCGACAAUAAGGAGCCUUUCAGGCAGAUCGCUGUUUACAGCUCCAGCACACGCAACAGGGAUGAGGUAAUCAAAGCACUUGAAAAAGCCAAGAACCCCCAUCUGAAUCUCGGUCCCAUGAGCAGUCCAUAUACAGACAUAAAGGCCUAUAUUCAGGGCAACGCACUGGCCUCACGCAAAAAGGUGUUACCCAUCAUUUCAGACUUCCUUAAAGACAGGGAGAGGAAAAUGGAACAACUGGAGGACCUGGAGCUAGAGGAUGAGUGCGCACAAGAGCAGGGAGACUCUCAGCAAUGCUGCGAGGACAUGGUGAUGGAAGAAGACUCUGGUGUCCCUCCGACACCCAUGAACAGUCUGGUUGAAGGCUGUCCUUUGGACAAUGGUCUUCCCAAAAUCAAUGCAGACAUACUGGUGGAAAAAGUCAGCAGGAUAGUCAGUGAGGAGGAUGAUGAUUGACCAUGAUGGUACACUGGUGUUUUUUUUGUUUUUUUUUGGUUUAAAUUGAACCUCAUAGCCUCUGAAAGUCAGCCGUUGGAGAAAACUGUUUCUUCUUGUUCAAGUAUGCACUGUGUAUACAGUUAUCACAGGGCACGAAACAUGAAACCGCUCUUUCCUGACUGAGGUUCAUUGGAAAAGCACACGUUCCUGGUGUCUUCUAUAUGGUACUUAGUUUCGCUGAGUUGACGUUUAACAGUUGGACAUAAUUAUGAUGGAUAAUUAUUUAUAUUAUACUGUUUCUGUAAUGAUGAUUUUUUUUAUUUGUAUUAUUUUAGUCCAGCUGCUCAUGCCAUGGGUUCUUCAGUACAUUACACUCAGCAGCUUGAAUAAGAAGCAUUUCCUCAGGUCCUUUUGUCGUACAAAUCUAAAUCUGACAAGAGCAUAAAGGUAGGAAGUAGUAAUAGUUUCAUUAUGACUGGCAUUUCAUAAUGUAAAGUGCAUCUAAUUGUCAGUGGUUUUUUAUCUAAAGGCUGCCUACAUGCACAUACAGUACAGUGGUGCUUGAAAGUUUG